AUGAUGACUGGUUAUUGGUCAAUACUUCUUUUCAUACUUAUUCAACAAUCUACCUCACUAACAUUGAGAAGCUACAUAUCUUCGAAAGGGCUUCAUGGUACAAUAACCUUCACGAAACUCAAAGAUGAAGUGAUAAUAACCACCGAUUUGCAAGCGACGUUGGAAUAUCCUAGUCAAAUAUGGUCUUGGUUCGUCACCGAAUUCCCCGUGGAUUAUUCCACCGUGGAAGACCGCUGUCAGAAUUUAGGCAAGACUCUAAUCAACAUGCAAGAGGUGUUUGGAUAUUUAAUUAUACCCGACAAUCAAACGAGCCAGCAUGUCACGAAAGAUUUACGCGUAGACGGAGAUAUGGGCAUUUACGGUAAAAGUCUUUUAUUCAAAAACAGCGACACCGAUCAAAUUAUCUGCUCGUCGAUCGUCAUGAUCGACAAAACGAACGAAAAAGUCGCCGUAGCCCGAUUUAACAGCCCCGUCGCUGGCAACGUUUACUUCCGGUGGUUCUCGACCAAAGAUAACCAAAGCGAUCUUCUGAUCACGACUGAUCUCUACCACGUUUACAACAAGGAAAACGCCAGCAGGUUUGUGAAAUACAGCGAACAUUCCUGGAAGGUUUACACCACCGAUAUAUUCGAUUCGGACGAAAACAGGCACGUCGAUAACUGCAACAUUCUGCAAUUAGUUUACGAUCCCGAUGGCAAAGGCGAAGGUAAAUCCACGGGCGAUAUCGAUUACAGAAUAGGCAAAGUUAAAGUAUCCGCCGAUCACACCAAAAACAGAUACAAAACUUUAUUUAGAGAUGCUGAACUGGCAUCAAUGUCUGACGAAUUGAGCGGAUCACAGAGAAGACUCUACUUGGUUCUGUUCGAAACAAAACACGAAGACACCUUCUUAGCUUGCGCCAGAAUCCAGUACUACAACCCUGUAAACGCAAGAGUCGUCAUCCAAUCGGGCGGCAUCAAAGGCGACAUACAAAUGACCCAACGCACGAAAUUCGAACCGACUUUCGUGAAAUUCAAUCUGACAACUGCCAGAGGAGACGUAGAAACCAGAAUCGUGUACAGCUCCACGGUGUCCGCCUACAAAAUCCACGAGUUACCCAUCAAGCCCUUCCCCGCAGGAAACGAGAUCGAAAAUUCCUGCUUGACCACCAAUUUCGUGUACAAUCCGCAGAGCGUCAACCUGAACAACGUUCCCCCCAACGGGUUCGGUACUCAAGACCAGUACGCCAUCGGCGACUUAUCCGGCAAGCUCCUGGGAAGAAACAACAACAAUUCCACUGUGAACGGCGGGCAAGAACUCACCGGACCUUACUGGGACACUUACCUACCUCUGGAAGGACCACAUUCCAUCAUUCACAGGUCUUUGGUUAUUUACAAAUAUACUCAGUACCGCUCGUCCGAGUUGAUAGCAGAGCCGUGGAUCUGCGGCGAUGUGGUACUAUACGAGGCGAAUUUCAAAUACGCCAAGCAAAUUUUCACGGCCCAAGUGGUGUUUCGGUACCCGCUGGUGGGCAGGGUGCUGCUCAGGCAGGCGAGGGACGAGCCCUGGGCGGACACCAGCUUGCUGGUGGAGUACCUGGUGCACGCCGACGGGGCCGCUCUCAACAAUUCCGCCGGUCAUCGCUGGGCGAUACACCAGCUGGCGCCUGGGAAGGAUUUCUACAGCUGGAAGGAACGCUGUUUAAGCGCUGGAGAUGUUUUCAAUCCGUACAAGGUGGAGGAUGGUAAUAAAACCAACAAGUGUAGUUUGGACGAUGUUGGGCUUUGUAGAAUGGGUGAUCUUUCGAUUAGGCAAGGGACGUUAGAUAUUGCUGGAAGAUUAGUUGAUAGCGAUAUGGUUUCGAGGAAGAUGUGGACUGAUUCUUUAUUACCGCUCAGCGGAUUUCACAAUAUCCUAGGGAAAUCCUUGGUGAUUUACGAUGACCACGGUCCCAAAGCUAGAGGUGAAAGAUUAGCGUGUUCAACUAUCAGCGGAGUGUACAGAAGAAAAGCCGUAGCCCGCGACUGGUUCCCCAACGGUUUCGAUCUUUCCGUUAAAGGUAAAAUCGAAUUUCUACAGCAAACCGAAUACGACAUUACCGACAUCGAAGUGAAUUUAGAAGGACUUACCUUCCUAACCGGCUACCACAUUCACAUGACGCCAGUAGAGGAAGAUCUAGAAUUUCCCUGCGAAUCGACCACUUUGUACGAGACUUGGAACCCUUUCAACGUGGAUUCCACGUCGUCCCCGCGGAGCUACCGGGGCACCCCCGACCAAUACGAGGCCGGCGAUUUGAGCGGAAAAUUGGGGAACUUGCAAAAUCGCACAGUCGAUAAAAGAUUCUACAACGAUACUUUACUGACUUUGUUCGGCCCAAAAAGCAUCCUCGGAAGGUCCAUAAUUAUUUACAGAGAGAACAUAAAACGUUGGGCUUGCUCCACCAUAGAAAGAGGCUACAGCGCAUCGGAAGCUCGAGAACUUAGAGCUAUAGCAUCGUUUCACAAUCCGAUGGGAUUUGUCUUCGGGUAUGCUAAAAUGAGACAAUUAAUUCAUAAAGACGGUAGUGCAAGUGAUACUACAAUCGAACUGAAACUUCGGUAUCCAGGGAAAAAUGAUAGAAAUAAAACAAGAAACCACCUUUGGCAAAUCUUCGUUAAUCCAGUGGGAGUGGACGCCACAGUGAAAAGUACAAGUGCUAGAUGUGUGGCAGGAGGUUACGUUUGGAAUCCAUAUUACACGCAAUUGGCUGAUCCUCUCAACGAAGACCUCUAUAGACAAGAAUGCGGCCCAGAGAACCCUCUGAGAUGCCACGUAGGCGAUCUAUCAGCUCGACUGGGAACAAUAGACAUUGGUCUACGCAGGAAGGUUUUCACCGACUCCAAUUUCCCGCUGGAAGGAGACGUAUCAGCUGUGGGAAAGUCUAUUGUUAUUUUCGGACCGGAAAAGAGCCCCUUGAGAUUCGCUUGCGCCAAUAUCGAGCCCGAUUACGAUAUCAUUAAAUACGCUAAUAUUGAAAAACCGCCUCGUUUUGUCGUAGCUCAAUUCAUCGAAGAUGUCCGCGAUGUUAUGGGAAUACCCGAAUGGUUCUUAACAGUGGAUAGCAGGAAAACUAAAUCAUUGCACAACGAUGCUUGCGUUCAGUUAUUGCUACACUUUAAGGGUCCGAUUUCCAGCAGAAUAGAGCAGGAUUUCAAUAGAUUAAUGACGACAGGUAGACUGGAUUCUCCCAGCUUGUACAUACCCGGAUUUAUAGACGAGAAGAGAAAAGUUAAAAUUGCCUAUAAGCUGUGCGGUACCAAAGAUCCCAAUGAAAAAAGUAGAAAGAGAAACAGCUUCUUUUAUAGAUCACAUUCUAAUAGGUUACAUUCGACUGGUAAAUUAAUUAUAUUUGUUUCUUUAUUGAUGUUUUAUUUGUUGAAAUAA
This is a messenger RNA of Phyllotreta striolata, 3402 nucleotides long. The record is from the annotation of a GenBank genome assembly. NCBI's taxonomy places the organism in Eukaryota, Metazoa, Arthropoda, Insecta, Coleoptera, Chrysomelidae.